Rosa rugosa (rugosa rose) is the source of this 817-nucleotide messenger RNA. RefSeq lists its product as uncharacterized. The coding region runs from base 104 to 817 and encodes 237 amino acids. The record is from RefSeq and is a predicted model, not a curated record. NCBI's taxonomy places the organism in Eukaryota, Viridiplantae, Streptophyta, Magnoliopsida, Rosales, Rosaceae. The transcript is spliced from 3 exons.
GUCUUGAUCACGUUAUUGUGUUCUUCUUCUUCGUUGACUCAGUGCUUAGUUACAGUCUCUCUAUUUCUUCCUCUCUCUGGUUUUCUCUGAUUUGAUCGUUGUUAUGGAUACUAGCUAUGUUGUCAAGUUUAUUUAUUCUGGUGAAGCAGCGACAGUUCCAUUGUUGCAUAAUUGGUCGUUUGUUGACCUAUGCAAUUCCAUACGCUCUCGUUUUCCGGAUUUGAUUCAAGGCAAUUUCAUGUUGAGGUACAUUAUUCCUCCGGAUUCUACUUCAUGUUUUCUAGAGAGUGAAGUUGAUAUGAGAAUGAUUUUUAGGAAUUUGGUUCGUUACAAUUCUGAUUUUGUUGAAGUGUUUGUGACUGAUUUGCCUUCUAUUAGUGAAAGUGUGGUGAGUAAUACAGUGUGUGAGGAUUCUAGUACCAUGCUUGAGGAGAAUGAUUAUUUGGGGUGUUAUAGGGCAGAGGCACCGAAGAGUUAUAUGACGAAAGGUUGGGAGAGUUAUAUUCAUUCUGAAGGCCAAAAGUUUGAGGGUGGGGUUGUUGAGUUUAGGGAUAAGCUACGUAAGUAUGCUAUAGAAAUUGGCUUUUCAUAUGAGUUUGUUAGAAAUGACAAGGUUCGUGUUAUUGCUCAGUGUUCUAAGAAACAUUCUCAAGGCUGCAAUUGGCUGGUGAAGGCUUAUUUAUGUAGGGCUAAUGGUUUCUUUAUGAUUAAAAGGUUGGUUAAUGUUCACACUUGUCAUGGUGUGAUUCGUUUGCAGAAGAGUAAGAUGAUGGAAUCCAAGACUUAUCUGUUUAGAAAGCUUUCAGUCACAAUCUAA